Molecule: messenger RNA, 625 nt
Organism: Penicillium daleae
Lineage: Eukaryota; Fungi; Ascomycota; Eurotiomycetes; Eurotiales; Aspergillaceae
Product: cytochrome c
Exons: 3
Coding region: 1-495 (164 amino acids)
Biological process (GO): mitochondrial electron transport, cytochrome c to oxygen; mitochondrial electron transport, ubiquinol to cytochrome c
Cellular component (GO): mitochondrial intermembrane space
Molecular function (GO): heme binding; electron transfer activity
Source: RefSeq, a predicted model, not a curated record
AUGAGCACCCUCGCCAUGUACUGCGCGAUGACUCUGAACCUCGUGGAGGAAUGCAGAGAGCUGCACGCCGCCAGAGAGAAGGCCCGGGAAGAAGCGCUGCUUCAGUCGCAGCAGCCGUCGCAGCAGCCACAGUCGCCUGCAACCACCUCCAAGCCUCAGCCGACUAAUUCGCUCUUCACUCCAGGUGACUCUGCGAAGGGCGCCAAGCUGUUCCAGACCCGCUGCGCUCAGUGCCACACCGUUGAGGCUGCUGGUCCCCACAAGGUCGGCCCCAACUUGCACGGUCUGUUCGGCCGCAAGACUGGCUCCUCCGAGGGCUACGCCUACACCGAUGCCAACAAGCAGGCUGGUGUGACCUGGAACGAGGACACUCUGUUCCCCUACCUCGAGAACCCCAAGAAGUUCAUCCCUGGUACCAAGAUGGCCUUCGGUGGUCUCAAGAAGGCCAAGGAGCGCAACGACCUCAUCACCUACCUCAAGGAGUCCACCGCUUAAAUGACCUGAUGUGCUAUUAUUCCCCUCCCACGGCCUUUUCGUUCUGUUCUCUGUUACCCCGUCUCGAGCAAUUCCAAUAGACGUCGGGGGAUUGGUUUGGCGCCGAGGGCUGAUUUUCCGGACCUGGAAG